Molecule: messenger RNA, 835 nt
Organism: Sinocyclocheilus rhinocerous
Lineage: Eukaryota; Metazoa; Chordata; Actinopteri; Cypriniformes; Cyprinidae
Product: monocyte chemotactic protein 1B-like
Exons: 5
Coding region: 526-822 (98 amino acids)
Biological process (GO): immune response
Cellular component (GO): extracellular region
Molecular function (GO): chemokine activity
Source: RefSeq, a predicted model, not a curated record
GAUUCCUUCACUGAACAAACUCACUGGAUCAGUCAGAGCGGCCGCUGAAUCGUCAUGGUUGCUAAACUGCGAUAUUAAUGCCAACUAAUGUACAGCUGAUUACCUUGCACCUAAUGGAUCUUAAUGAAUGAGUUUAACUGAUAAAACAUUCAAUACUAAAGUACUGGCCUUGUGCGCGACAGGAGCACGUGCUUUCACUUCAAUCAACCUUAACGCUAGUUCUUCACAAGCUACAGAUAAUGCAGCAGCUUGGAACAAGUGACAUCUUAACGAACUGCUCUACCCCAAGCAAGCUUUUAAAAACAGACCAGCUGGCAGGAGUUGGGAGAUGACAAUUGCAGAUGAAGUGGGGAUAGACUGAAAGAUAACUAUUUCCGCUUAUUGGGAUAUUCCCCUCACAGAAGAGUCUGUAUAAAGUCCGACUGCCUGGACAAUGAGCCACACAGCAGCAAGUCCAGCUUGAGUGCUUUACCUCUAACAGACUCUCUGUACAUCCAGCCCAUCUAAUACAACAGAACGGCCAAAAUGACCGCCUCUCGCUUCGUCAUUUUCUCUGCAGUGGUGGUGCUUCUCUGCGCAGUUAGCCUCAGUGAAGGUUUGCGUAUUGGACCACAAAGGUGCUGUUUUACCUUUUCAACCCGUCCUGUGCCAAUCAAAAAAGUGGUUGAGUACAGCAUGACAAGCCAGCAGUGCCCCAAAGAAGCCGUGCUGUUCAAGACUGUGAAGGGUCAUUACGUGUGUGCCAAACCCACUGACUCAUGGGUAAAGGAGAACAUCAAGAUCAUUGACAGCAGGAACGUCGGAAGCCACGGGACCUUGUAAUCAUGUUGACCUG